This is a messenger RNA of Diceros bicornis minor, 4166 nucleotides long. RefSeq names its product mitochondrial fission regulator 1 like (gene MTFR1L). Bases 2278 to 3156 code for a protein of 292 amino acids. Lineage: Eukaryota; Metazoa; Chordata; Mammalia; Perissodactyla; Rhinocerotidae. The record is from RefSeq and is a predicted model, not a curated record. The transcript has 6 exons. Gene Ontology annotation, biological process: aerobic respiration; mitochondrial fission. Gene Ontology annotation, cellular component: mitochondrion.
UUCAUCCGUGUCGUAAUUGACGCAUCGUUUAAGCGCCUGUUAGGUACCAGGCGGGCACUGUGCUGUGCCUGGGGAAGUCCCUGCCCUGCGGACAAGCAGCAGAUGACAGUUCCCUAAUUACUCUUGUGAGAGGAUUCCCAAGGAAAUGCGGGGUGCUGGGGGUGACAGUAAAGGAGCUGACUGUCAGAGAAGGGGAGGCGAUGCUUGAGCUGAGCUCCGAAAAAUGACUGAGAAUGAGCUUUCUCAAGAGGGUGCUGGUGGUGUUUCACGCAGAGGGAGUAGUGUGGACAAGGCCUCUGAGGUGGUGUGUUGGGGGCUGAAAGGCAGCCAGUGUGGCUGAAGGGCAAGGGGAUCACAGGAGGGGUCUGUUAAGUGUGCAGGGGCCAGAUGUAGGCCUUGUGGGCUGCGGUGAGUGUGGUCCAGGCAGGGCAGAGAGUUUGGUCUGGUGAAGUUGGGACUGAUUGUGGAGGGCUCUGCAGGACGUGCUGAAAAGUCUAGAUUUUAUCCGGUUACCUCUGGCAAGGCUGUAGGGGUUUUAAACAUAGGAACAAUGUGACUAGCAAUGUGUUCUAGGAAGGUCCCUCUGGCUGUUGUGAGAGGUCCACCUGAGUCUUGGGAGGUAAGUUCUGCCAGGAAGCGGCUGCAGUGACUGAAGUGAGAAACACAGGGAAGCACUGUUAUGUGGAGCUUGUGGGAGGCACUGACAUUCAGCACAGAGCCUAGCACAUAGAGGGACUUGGAUAAAAGGCUUGUACUGUGCUGAGAAGUUGAGCCCAUGCAGGAGGCAGCAGGAUCUGGGCCAGAUUUAAAGUGCUUUCUGCUGCAUGACCACUGAGUCAUGACCUGAGACAAGUCCCUUCCUCUCGCCAGCUUCCUUUCCUCAUAGCGUAAAGAGUGAUAACUCCUCUCCCAAAGGUGAAAGACUACAAGGGAGGUUUCCAGAAAGAGCUGCUUUGGUCAGUCCAGUCCAUCCCCUGUUGAGAGCCUGCCCUUGAUUCCCCAGUGACCUCACCCAGGCAUUCCCAGCCCUCAUGACUUGAUCCCCAAUUUACCUUUGCGCCUUAUCCACUCUGCUCCUCUUUACAUCUCUCUCGCCUUCCUGUCCUGGAUCUGUGCUGUUACUGUUUUUCUUCCCUUCCUACCUCCUGUGAACUCAUCAUGGGGCCUUGGGACCAGGGGGCUGAACUCACCUGGCUACUUGCCUAGUGUGCUUUUCUUAAGCAGUGAUAUUCAGCCUCUUCUAGAAUUAUGUAUUCAGGUACUCUCUCUCUUCUAGAUUGUGAGUUUCUUGAGAGCAUGGCUAUGUCUUACUCCUUCCAUAGCCCCUACAUUGCCCAGCACAGGGCCUGGCACAGAGUGGGUAUUGUUAGUGUUUGAUGAACAAGGGAAUGAAUGAGCUCAUUGAUUGCAUCUGCUCACCAUGCAAGGGCAGCUGUGAGGAAUCUAGGCAGGAGUGACUUCACCCAUCUGUGUCAUGUUUUAACAGUUCAUUAAGCACUUUAAAAUCCCCUAUUCUAUUGAAUGAUCCUUAAGGUAACCUAGAGUGGCAGCUUUUCUUGUCCUCUUUUUACAAAUGAAGAAACCAACAUUCAGAAAGUUUAAGUGACUUGCCUAAGGCUACAAAACCAGUAGAUGGCUGAGCGAGGAUAAAAAUUUUUUGCUCUUCUCCCUGUAGCCUAGUAGACUGAGAUUGGCUAGAGCUGGCUGUUCAUUCUCCCAUUGUCUAUUUUGCCUCUCUCCCUUGAGGGGGUGGGUGUGGGGGUCCCAGCAGUGCUAGGCUGAGAGGCACAUGCUGGGCUUUUACAUCUCAUUUUCAAGGAUGAAUGCUGGGCUUGGAUGAUAUCUACAAUUUGGCUUUCCCAUGAGCUUUUUAACUACCAGAGGGUUCUAUUUACAUCUUUAGAAGUUUUGCCUCAGGAAACCUAAGGGCCCGGGAAGGCUCCCAGAGUUGGCCAAGCUCAUGUAGCAAGUCUGGAACAGAACCUUUAAGGGUCUAGAUUUGGAGAAACCACUGUUGAGUGAGGGCAGCCUUUUGGGCUGGUUUUCUCCCCUGUGAAAUGUCAGAGAAGCCUUGGUGUUAGUCAUGGCUCUACAAGGCCUGGUUUCGUGGGGCUUGUGUGGUGGCCAUUGAGUCCCCACUGUGGGGGUUGUUUCAUAGAAGAGAAGUCUGGUGUUCCCUAAGAUGGCCUGAUAUGAGAGAGUCACGCCUCCCACCUCCCCGAGCCCCCAGAGCUGCCCUGUGGCUGCCUUCUCCUUCAAGUUCAGGAGCCAGUUGAAAUGUCGGAAAUGGAAGCCAACGUGACCAUCCCAAUCUGGCAAAACAAGCCGCAUGGGGCUGCUCGCAGUGUAGUGAGAAGGAUCGGGACCAACCUGCCCCUGAAGCCAUGUCCCCGGGCGUCCUUUGAGACCCUGCCCAACAUCUCUGACCUGUGUCUAAGGGAUGUGCCCCCAGUCCCUACUCUGGCUGACAUCGCCUGGAUUGCCGCAGAUGAAGAGGAGACAUAUGCCCGGGUCAGAAGUGAUACACGCCCCCUGAGGCACACCUGGAAGCCUAGCCCUCUGAUUGUCAUGCAGCGCAAUGCCUCAGUGCCCAACCUGCGUGGGUCCGAGGAGAGACUCUUGGCCUUGAAGAAGCCAGCCUUGCCAGCCCUAAGCCGCACCACAGAGCUGCAGGAUGAGCUGAGCCACCUGCGCAGCCAGAUUGCUAAGAUAGUGGCAGCUGAUGCAGCUUCGGCUUCAUUAACACCAGAUUUCUUAUCUCCAGGAAGUUCAAAUGUCUCUUCUCCCUUACCUUGUUUUGGAUCCUCAUUCCACUCUACAACUUCCUUUGUCAUUAGUGACAUCACUGAGGAGACUGAGGUAGAGGUCCCUGAGCUUCCAUCAGUCCCCCUGCUUUGUUCUGCCAGCCCUGAAUGUUGCAAACCAGAACACAGAGCUACCUGCAGCUCGUCUGAGGAGGAUGACUGUGUCUCUCUGUCCAAGGCCAGCAGCUUUGCAGAUAUGAUGGGAAUCCUGAAGGACUUUCACCGGAUGAGACAGAGCCAAGAUCUGAAUCGGAGUUUAUUGAAGGAGGAGGACCCUGCAGUCCUUAUCUCCGAGGUCCUAAGAAGGAAGUUUGCUCUGAAGGAAGAAGAUAUCAGUAGAAAAGGAAACUGACUGCACUCAGCUCUGCAAACUCAGCCUCAUGCUUCUGGAAUUCCUUCAAUAGCUGCCUUCCUCACCGCAGAUGUUUCUGCCUCUCAAUUAGAAACCUUCUGCAACAGUCUUGCCGAAAGCUAGAGCUUGGACUGAAAGAGAAGAGCUGGAUUAUACGUUUCCCAUACUUUAAACCUUAGCAGAAAGCUAAGGCCUGUUUUUAGCUGAGACACUUUUUACAGGUAAAUAUAUAGGUUGGAAUGUUUCAGUCUAAAGGGUGAGAUAGAAUUUCUGGUUUUUCCUUGCUCCUGUGUGAAAAUAGGUCCUAAAUGAAUGAAUGACUUCACUGCAUUAGACCCCAUAACUGGUCUCACCGCACACUUUGUGCCCAGCUGUCACUCACUCUCAGCAGCUUCCUUGCAGCAGAGCAGGGCUGAGGGGAGGGAGCUAUAAAUGUUGAUGUACAUGUUCACAGGGCAGGGAAACUCUUAUGCUGCUCCAUCAUAAACUGACACCAAUGCCCAGCAAUCACCCUCUCCCCCUUUCCUGUCCAACACCUAUUUAGAGGUUGGGCCACUGGACCAGCUAACACUUGGGCUGCUGCUGGGAGGCCUGGGCUGUUUUUUUCUUAAAUAUAUUUUGUAAUACUGUACAACCAAAUCUACCCUCUAAGGCCUUGGGGCAUCAUCAGUUCCACUGAUUGAAAACUCUUUCUCUUCCAAGGACUUUAGUUUAAGCCCAGCAGGAAAGAGAAAUGGGGAGGGGAGAGAGAGUACCAUCCUUCUUCCAGGCCUGUGACUGCUCCUUUGCGUUAGGCCAAGGUUUGUACCUGCCACACCAUGCAUGACUCAGACGCCCUCAGGUCCCUUUCUCUAUGGUAUGUAUCCUGUGUGUGUUUGAGUUGAAGCACUACCUGACAUUAAAGGAAGGAUUUGGAGAGAGAGUGCAUUUGCUGUGUCUUAUCUCUGAGUUGUGAUCACCUUUUUAAGGUAUGUGAACUUUUAUAACAAACUAACUCCUGGCUUCCUCUC